Ahaetulla prasina is the source of this 2228-nucleotide messenger RNA. RefSeq names its product cytidine deaminase (gene CDA). NCBI's taxonomy places the organism in Eukaryota, Metazoa, Chordata, Lepidosauria, Squamata, Colubridae. The transcript is spliced from 6 exons. Gene Ontology annotation, molecular function: cytidine deaminase activity; zinc ion binding. Gene Ontology annotation, cellular component: cytosol. Bases 257 to 703 code for a protein of 148 amino acids. The record is from RefSeq and is a predicted model, not a curated record.
CCAUUCUUGUCUGCCUCCAUCACCUGCAGAAGGGGAUCCCAUGUGGGGGUCCCUCCCAAAAUCCUGUUUGGCUGCCCCGGUUUCUGAGCCAAACCAUGGAGCCGCUGUAAGAGAAGCCAGAGUUUGAUGCCCCCCACCCACCCCGCUCAAGGACCCUGGAGCCCUCCUGACCAGUGAACCCUUCCUUGGUGCAUCUCCUCCAUGGCUGCUUCCAAUCCCCUUGGAGAACUGGUCAGGGUCGGGAGAGCUCCUGGCCAUGGCCAUGCAAGAGCAGCGGGGCAGCCCCAGGGCCGGCCUCGAGCCGGAGGGGGUCCAGCUCCUUUUAGUUGCCUGUCAAGAAGCCAAGAGGUUCGCCUACUGCCCCUACAGCAAGUAUCCCGUGGGAGCGGCACUCCUGACCUCGGAGGGGAAGAUCUUCACAGGUUGCAACGUUGAAAACGCCUGUUUCCCGCUGGGCGUCUGUGCCGAGCGGACGGCCAUCCAGAAGGCCGUGUCGGAAGGUCACACAAAAUUUCGAGCCAUGGCUGUCAGUUGCAACAGCCAAGAGUUUUACGCCAUUCCGUGUGGAGCCUGCAGGCAGGUCCUCCGAGAGUUCGGUCAAGAGUGGGAGAUCUAUUUGACCAGGAUGGACGGCACAUACAUCCAGAAGACGUUGGAGGACCUCCUGCCUUUGUCUUUUGGUCCAGAACACCUGAAGAGCUAGGCGGGAAGAAGGGCUGCCAGCGGCCUGAGAUCUCCUGAACUUGGCACACCUUGGCCUUCCAACCUGUUGAGUCCAUGGAUGUCUAAACCUCCCCUUUUGCAAAAUUUGGAUAUUGGCAUUCCCGGCGGGUGCUGCCUGCAUGAUCGGGAUCAUUGGCGUCACUUUGAAGGUCUCCAGAACUUUGGACCGUGUCCUGCCCAGCUGCCUCAGAGAGGCCAGGGCGAAUCUGGACUCUUGGCCUCUGAGCUGCAGCCCCCGCCUUACCCCAAGAUAAACAGCUGUUUUUUGAGUCCAUCGGCUCCGUAUUCUUUGCACUUGUCCUCUCCAGAGGGUAUCCCCAGCCCCUCCCUCCGAAGAAACCCCUCUACCCAAUUUUGAUAUGUAGAUUUUUCAGGUGGUGCCCUGGGCCCAUUACUUGGACCAAAGUGAGAACAAUUAAUCAGUGGAAGGGCUUCCCUCUGGAAGUUGUGGGUGCUCCAUCACUGGAGGUCUUCAAGAAGAGACUGGACAGUCACUUGUGCCUGAAAUAGUCUAUAGGGUCUCCUGCUUGAGCAGGGGGUCAGACUAGAAGACCUCCAAGGUCCCUUCCAACACUGUUAAGUCCCUGCAGGUUUCUAGGCACUUUUUUCAAAAAGGUCUACCUGAAUCUCUUUCAAACUCAGGCUGAGAGCAGUCCUCCGGCUGUCUUUGUGUCCAAGGCAGAAUUAGAACUCAGGAUUUUAUAUAAGAUGUCGGUGGCUCUUUCUCCAACUGGAGGCUCUCCAGCAAUCCAAGAGUAGUUCUAACUGGUCCUUCUCCAAUUACAUACCAGGUAGCACUAAAGAGCCAGUUGUGUUAGCCCCCAAUGUGCAUGUAUGUGUGUGCGCACACACAGCCUUCACCACACACCGAAUGAAUUGCUCUUGGUAACAUUGAAUGGGAAGUGUUUGUGUGUGAUGUGCCCCAGGAGCUACACUUUCACAGCCCCCACUGCCAUCCAUGAAACUGUCCCAGCGGGUCUCUUCCAAUAAUUAUAUGUAUCUCAGCCUGAAAAAUGGGGGACGGGGACGGGAUGGGGAUUCCAGAUUUUUUUCAGUUAUUAAAAUACUUGCCGUGCUGUUCUGAGUGUCAUGUGCAUCAAAGAGAGGGAGAGGUUUUAAAACGGAGCUCUCCAGACAUGGCCACUUUUUGAUGCGUGGACUUCAACUCCCAGAAUUUAUUUAUUUUUUUUAUUUACAUUUAUAUCCCGCCCUUCUCCGAAGACUCAGGGCGGCUUACAGUUUAUAAGGCAAUAGUCUCAUUCUAUUUGUAUAUUUUACAAAUAGAAAGUCAACUUAUUGCCCCCCCAACAAUCUGGGUCCUCAUUUUACCUACCUUAUAAAGGAUGGAAGGCUGAGUCAAUCUUGGGCCGGGCUUGAAGCUGCAGUAAUUGCAGGCUGCUGUGUUCUAAUAACAGGCUUCUAACAGCCUGAGCUAUUACGGCCCUUAUUCAGCAGCAAAGAGGCCAAGUUUGGAGACAACUCCCCCCACCCCCACCCCCAGUUUU